Caenorhabditis auriculariae is the source of this 8670-nucleotide messenger RNA. Lineage: Eukaryota; Metazoa; Nematoda; Chromadorea; Rhabditida; Rhabditidae. The record is from the annotation of a GenBank genome assembly.
AUGAAGUCGAAAAGAUCGUUGGUGCGAGCCAUUCUUUUCGUCCUGAGACUUCAGAAGAAUGUCAGCGCGAGGCAUCGCAGUGAAUCUAGAAGAGUCCCGAACAAUGUGGCUCGCCCUCUUGUCAGGUAAGAAUUUAUGAACAAAAUGUGGCCUAGAGAAUGGGCCGGAAAACUGACUGAUGCUCUUUUUGUUCUCAAAAUAUUCUCAUUUUCUUAAGUUCAAUAAAGUCGUUUCAAAACUGAGGUUGACCGAAAAUUAAUAUAAGCAAUUUUUUUAUUGAUUAUCAAGCCUGGAGUUUCAAAAAUCUCAGUUUCCUUAUUCUUCUGGUAGAAAAAAAGAUCAUUUCAAUAAAUGAGUCAACAUAACUGACAAGAAAAGUCAUUUAAUUUUUUUUUUGUGGUGGGGAGGUUCUGCAGUUUUUUUUUCUGCAAAUCUUUCGUUGUACCAAAUGAAGAUACCAAAAUUUUCAACAUGCACAAAAUUUUUAGUUCACGAGAAAAGAGGGCUAAGCACCUAAAAAUAACUCUUUUUUCUUUAAUUUUUCAAAGUUAAUUAGGAAAUUUUGCAGAUUGACAUUUUAACAUAAAAAAAGCGAAGACGGAAAUUAUUAAGAAGGGUAUGAGAAAAAAAUGAUUUUUGAAAGAAAUUGACAAAUUCGAUCAAGUGUGCCAAGCCGUAAAAUGAUACUCACAUCAAAAUAUCUGAGAAAAAAAAUUGUAAUCGAGUGUAGAAAUGCCAGAAUUUUUAAGUUUUCAGUCAUAAGACUAUUUAGAUCUUAAUUCAUAAAAGGUUCAUAGAAUAUAAUAGCCAAAUUUUUCCUUCAUAUCCAUUUUUUUCAAAAAAAAAAAUGAUCUAUUUUUUCUCUGUUUAUAUACCUUGUCAAGAUUUUUUCUUCAGGUGUGAGUCUACGAAAAAUCGCAGAAGGUCCUCUCACAAAUGCGCCCACAGACAUCGAAACAGCGCCCCUAGCAGCUCUUUCCCGCUGAGGUCUUCCUCAAACGAUACUUUGUGAAAAAAUUUUGAUUCCAGAACUCCUCAAACAACUUCGCGCUCUAGUACUGGUAGUCGAAGUCCUGCAGAAUGGCCAGUAAACUUUGGUACUGCAUGGACUUUUUUUUUACAAAGUUUUACUGAAUAGAAACAUGUUAUUCGAACUUAAAAAAUCAACCUAGACUCUUUGAAAACUUAUGAGAACUUCCCAAUUUAAAUAAAGUCAGUUAAAACACAUAACUAAGGGUUUGAUCUUAAAUGCGGGAAUAGUCGUAGACUCAAAACGGAAAAACAGUGAAAAUGAACAAAUCUCGUGAGUGAUAACAAAUCAGAAAGACCAUCACUGAGCUUCAAAUGAAAAUGAUAAGGGCGUCGGGUACUUGGAGCGCCGUUUGCGGAACGAUCUCUGUCCGUUUCGACGGAAAAACAAAGGAGAGCCGCUUCAGGAGUCUACUCGGGAAUGUCGCAGCCCUACUCCAUCGGGCUCGAUGAUUCUCGCGGCAAACCGCUCAUCAGCGUCUGUGCAGGUGCUGCUCAUACCUUGGCCUCAACUGCGCUUCUUUGUCGUCAACAAUCGCUUGAUGAACCUGCUACCAGGUUUUACGGUUUCAAAAACAAAGUUUUAAACGUCUUUAUUGUUUAUUUACACUGCCUCAAAAUAAUCGUCUGAGACCAAAAAAUUGCUGGAAUGUGCAGAAAUGUCGACAUUCUUUCCCAUAAAAAACUUGAAGAACGAUAAAAUCUUCGAAAUUUUCCAGAGCGCUCGAAAAAGUUGCCACCAGCCCACUUCUCCGAGGUAUUUUAUGUUUUACUAUCGCCAAUUUCCUCACCAAGUUUCUCUUUCCUUUGUCGCAACGUUGUGCGAAUAUCGUUGACCUCUUUCUUCGAACUUUUUCCUUUUUGCGCCAGUCAUCCUUUAUCUUCCUCAGUCCGCAUUGAAAUUAUCAUCAUAAUAAAAGUCCAAAUGAGUUCAGCUUAUUUUAUUCAUCGAGUUUGAUGUUCAGGAAUAUCCGUCCAGCGGCAGGGCACGAUUGAACCCACUGAAAGGAAAAAGAAUGGUGACCUCGAUGAACGACUUCAGCGAAAGGCGGUGAAAACUAACAUGAUCACAAUGUAUGGUGAGUCUUCUUUCCUUUCUGUCACUCAUUGUCCUCAACGAUUAAUAUUUUGUCAAAGUACCAUAUCGAAAUUUCCCCUAAAAUCAUUCAGUUUCAGUUGGUUUGAGAGCGAAACCUUUAAAAAAAACUGACUCAGUAUUUCUCGCGACUGCAAAAAUUUUUUCCGGUGCUUUUAAUCCGGUCAGAAAAUUUUUUAGACGAUAGAAUCCUGAGAAAAUAAAAAACAAACUACUACUGUUCAUUAUUAAAGGCCGUGCUUUUUGAAAAAAAAUGUUUCAAAAGACUCCCGGAAGGACUUUUGAAAACCAUAAAGUUUUCUCAUUCCUGCAUAGCUUAUUUGACUAUGCUAGUGGGGAAAAAUCUUCUUACCUUUCGUUUUUCAGGGGCAAUUUUAGCCAUCGAACAAGGAGAUUCGGAUGCCCUCACCAUUGUUUUGGAGAAAAACCAAAUUGAUGUGAAUAGUCCGAUAUCAACAGGACCUUACCAACAAUACAGCACGAGAUGGACCUUACUGGACGUUGCAAUCAAUUUGAAUCACGCGGAUUGCGUUCAUGCCCUUCAAAAGUACAACGCCGUUGAGAACUUUCAAAGUGAGAAAGUUCUAGCCGAUUUUCUACGAAAUAAUCUUGGAAACUCUCAAAAUGUUGCCUUAAGGAAUGAAUAGGACUCCGCAAACAUAUUCGGUCUAUUUUCAGUUUUUGUGGAACCCAUCGGGAAAAGAGACCAUGAAACCCGAAAUUUCAUAAUUUUUCAUAAAAUCAUAACCAGACUAAUUCAAAAAGUACCCAUAUUUUCCAGUGAACACUAUCGAAAAAAGAAAAAAAGCAGUUUUGGAUGCCAUACAUUACUCAGAAGCAGAGGUCGCAUCUUUACGACAGGGCGCCAUUUCAAAAGUGAUCCUCUUUGUGUGAACCUCGUGCAGAAAUAAAACUUUCAGGAGAAUGAAAAGCAUUUGAACAACAUGGUUGCGCAUAUAGACUUGCUAAGAAAGAUGAAAGCUGCUUUGGACUCUCCAAAAUCUCCUGAUCCGCUGUUUUCAGCAAAGGUUUGUCCUGGCUUUGCAGGAAAGUAUAUUUUCACUCCAGGUUGAAGCGCUUUCCAAUUCUUCCGCCGCGAUUCACGUUAUUCCUCAUUCUCUCUCAGAUAUCGUUUUAAAAUAUAAAAGUUUGUUUCACAACCUUUCUUUAACUUUUUUUUCUUGCAGUUGAGUGGUCGGUUUAUCCGGAUUUCGAAAUUGUCUUUGGACUGUGUGUAGAGCCCAAAACUGAUAUGAACACGAUAAUUGUCAAAGGGCUUGAGAGCAGUUUGCGUUUGAUUUUCCGCAUUUCUGUGGGCGGCGUCGACUCUUUUUCUGCUCCAAUCACAUGUUCUCCAGGAAUGAUUGAAAUUUCAGGUCCUAUUCUUUUAUGUUAGGUGAAUUUAAAUUGAAAUAUAUUCAGCUUGGCAAGACGUAGAUAACAAAAGAGAUGGCUGGUCAGAUCGUUUGACAGAGAUUGAAAAUCUCACCAAUGAGAUUGAAAAACAUCGUCAGAGCUUAGUUUGGCAGAGAGGUUUUUUUUUCUAUUUUUCUUCUGAAAAUGAAGGUCUUCUUGCAGUUUUUCUAAUGACCGAAAAUGGUCAAAAACGGAAAAAGAACGGCUUAAAGGAACUGUUCAGCGCAAGCUCAAAGUUCUCGAAAAAUGCCUCUCGGUACGAUUUUUAAUCCUCAUGCUAAGAUAAGAAACUAAAAAGUUCUAUUUUUAAAUUUCACAGAGGGGUUUAUCUCGCUUCACUCGUUUACACGGAGGGCAAAGUUUUGUGCACAGUAGACGACUGCAUUCCAAUACUUCCGGUUGGUCGAGCCUCUUUUGAAAAAGAAGAACUUUUUUUAGAUUGACGAAAGUGUUCUCUCCAUAUCCAAAGAUGAUCAUCAUUGGUUGAUGAAAAUGUCAAGAUGUUGGGAUCAAGUCGGCGGUUUGAUGGAUACCAAUCCAAAUGCUUACGCCAACAAUAUUUCGUUGAGGUUAUUUACAACUCGAACACUUAAAAAAAGUGUAAUUUGUUAUAGUUUACGAACGAAGUUGAUAAAUGCGGCUGUUGCAAUGCAACAUGCAUUGGGAAUCCGGGACAUAGGUCAUCUUCAUUAUCUUCCAAUCACUUAUGAAAGUUGCACUUUUUUGCUAACUGUUCGGUUUUUGGACUCGAAUCAACAAGUUCAGGUGAGAAUAACAAACUAUUUUUGCUGUGGUUCAUUUGUGUCCUGUAGAUCCGGAUAUAAUCCGCGUUGAAAAGGAUAGAGCCCAAAGAUACGAGAAUGUUAAGUAAAAUGAAGGCGAAUGAAAUUGAAUAAUUGGAAAAAAAAGUUUCAUGUUCAGGGAUUAACUCUACGAUGGCUAACCUUCGAAAAACUACUGCGAAAGAAAAUGGCGACACCUGCAAUCGACAUGCUCACGAAAGAGACUGUCAAUAUCCUCAACUUUUUCGAGAGUAGUCAGAUUCCGCUCAGAAGGUAUCAUAGAAAUUUUUCAUCGAGUUUCAAUCUUAAGAAACAAAAAAAACUUUCUCCAAUUUUUAUUAUUUUCAUUGAGGUUUUUGUUUCUCUUCUUUUUUUUUUGAUUUUUCGGCUAUUUUGUUUGGGUUAGCUUCCCAUUAAUAUUAUUAAACUUUUUUCCAAUUUUUUGUCAAAGUAUCCAUCCGGCUUAUACACACUUAAGUACAGCUUUGCAGGGGUCUUUAUUUAUGUUAUCUGAAGCUUCACUCUUCUUUGAAUUCAAUUCGAGUAGUGGUUCCGGAUAACCUACCGUCUAUCCUCCCUUUUGUAAAUAUUCGGGAUAAUCCUCACAUUACGAAGGAGGAAUGGCAAUGGAUAAAAGUAAGUCCGAAAAGCAUCAAGAUACAAAAAAUUCAAAGCGCUUUUUUUUUGGUUUGCCUUGACAACGGUUUGCGACCGCAAGCUUGAAUUUAUCGAAAAAAAGCUUACCAAAAUAUUUCUUUACAAAGAAUUUUUACAGAGUACCGACUUCAACAAAGAAUUUCAAGCCACAAGACCACAAAUAGAAAUGCACAAACUGCUGUCCAACGCCUUGACCACACUUCUACACGAUCUGGAUAUUGAUAGCGAUCUGGUACCGGGUCAUCGUCUUUAUCACACAGAAAUCAUCCAGCCAAGCAAUGACGUCUCGAUGAUUCUAGUCAGUUUGAGCUGAGCCUUCAGAAAUAACAGCAUUUUGCAGGUUCUUCCUCGAUCUGAUGAAGUUUGCUCGGCUCCGACAGGAUCUGUGAAAAAUACCGACUUCUUCGAACAACGGCGCGGCUGCAGCAGUAUUCCGAUACCUGUGUUUGAAAUGAGUUCAGGCUUCAAAUUUAUCCAUAAAAUUGAUAUUCUAUUUUCAGUACAUCUGUACACGUAUCAACCGCAGUUCAUUUCUACGUACUGCAGAUUGUCCAUUUUCCUGGAGCAUUUUUUGAUGGUGAAUUUUUCGAUGGAAAAUUUUAUUUUUUUGAUGGAAACUUCAUCUUGGAAAUAUAUAUGAUUAAUUGAUUCAAAAACGCUUCUUUUUGGAAAUUUCACAGCCUCUAAAGUUCUUAAUCUUGCUCAGGAUACGGUAAAACUUUUCAUUUUUAGAUAUCCCAAUAUGAACAGCGUAAAUGCUUGUUGGAGAAUGACGCCAAAGUCUACAGAAGUCAAUGUGAAAUUCUCACCGACUUCCAGGUGAUAUUAGUUUAACCGGCCUCAUAUGACGCUUGAUUUGAAGAAGCGAUUGGACGAAAUUUGGCAGAGUGCUCGUUGGAUCAGUAGGAUUGCCUUAGAAGCACGUGACAAACAUGUCAGGUUGGUAAAUCUGAUUAUUUAAAAUGAGUUUCGACAGCUCUGGAUGCACAAAAAGUGCUUAAAACGGCGGGAUUUUUCUUUUAAGAAUUUUAUACUGUUUUGAUAAAUUGACGUCUUUUUGGACUUCUGUGUUCGCAGCCUAAAAAAACCGUAUAAAAAGUAGGGUGACGUAAUGAGCUUUUUUUGCGGCUAACUGAUAUAAAGUUGAAUUGAAACGACAGUUUACUGAAAAUUUUAAGAGUUUCGCGGAGUGCGAUUCCUCUUGGUCGUUUGCUCGCGCCCUUGUCUCCUGAUGAAUAUACCCAUUUACCAUCCUCUUCAAGCGUAAUAAAAAAAUCCAAAAAAAAAAAGAAAAUUUUUCUUUAGGAAGUUGAACUGAGGCCAGAAAAAGCCAUAUUUAAUCUUUUAAAUGCACGCCCACGAUCCCUUCUGGCUUCUCCGCAAGGAAGUUAUCGCAAUAUUGACAGGUGGGAUUUUUUUCUUCGCCUUUAAUAUAUACUCUUCUUAGGACUUUGAGCAAAAAAUAAGCUUUUUUGUCGAGGUUCACCCACAAGAAUUUGUAAUUUUAGGCUUGUUGAAAUGAUAACAUAUUCACUGAAAAUGAUCCAAUUAUUUUCAACUUUCCAUUUUUUAACUCCUUUUUUUUUCUUUUUAGUUUGAUUUAUUAGGACUACAAACAAGAAAACCCUCGAGCUGGAAUUUCACGAAGUUCAGUCACAGCAGUUUUAUGAGGGCUCUAAUCAUUUUUAAACUUUUUUUAAAUCUCUUUCUAACAGGGUUAUAAUUUUCACACCUUUUUGUUUCACCAUAUUCUUUUUUAUGUCCGCCCUUAAAAGAGAGGGCAGAUUUACUUAUUUGAAACGCGUGUAAUUUUGAGCCUAAUCUAUUUUGAAUCAAAGUUCUGUUCUGCAUGUUAGAAUACACUUUAGUAGCUGUUAUCUUUCUUGUUGAUUGCUUGGAAGAAGCUUAUCUUCCUCUUGAUAAGAUAAGUUUCAUGUUUCGUGAAUUUUAAUUGCAAGGCGGGAAACUUCACAAACAGUCACGUGCGCAAUUUUGACUGAAAGCAAUAAGCAAGAUCAUGAAUUUAACAAAAAAUAACCGUUUUUCAGCUUGUACCGUAGACGAAAAGCUUCUAUGGAUGCCAGAUUCCAAAGUCAGCAAUCGACGAGCACAGAAAAAGACCUCGUUAUGGAUCGGCCUCUAAUAGAGGAAAAACGCAGCGUUCGUGGAAAUAUUGUCGUUUGUGUGGCGUACGAUUGCGGCCUCUCUAAAGGAUCCAAAGUGCCGUUGUCUAUUUCUGGGAACACAACAGCACAAGAGGUGGGAUUAUUGAGAAAAGCUAAUACAUUAGAGUUUUGCGGGUAUUUUAGGAAAGUGAACAAUUUCAUCUCACUAGCGAAUAUCAUUAAUAUAUGACAGUGAAAUGAAUAAUCUAAACAAUCCUCAUAGUCCACUAAACUUUGUACUGCGCAACUCUGUCAAAAAAGCGUUUUUAUUGUUUUUUCCUAUGUCUACCCUGGCUACUUAGUUCUCAAAAACUGAAAAUCUGUGCAGAGUGCGAUUUUUCAUUCAAAUCUAGUGUACAUGAAGAAGAUUUAUGUCUAAUUUUUUUUUAAUUUCUUGAUUUUCCAGUAGAAUUAGUUCACUUGUGAGAUAAGGACCGGUUAACCAUUCCUCUUCAACAUAUAGUCAACUUCUUUAAAGGCGAGGGAGAAAAGGGAGCGGGCGCGUACGCUUUUUUUUGGCACGAGUUAAAUUCAACCGCCACCGAAAAAUUGACUAUAGAAAAUUUUGUUGAUUUUCGGUUUGUCUAUCCUCUUCAGAUAUUCGUUAUAAACUUUAAUUCCAGGAAGAGUCGGACAAAAAUGAAAAAUGGCUGAAAAAUGAGUACUCGGAAAAUAUAAAAUUGAACAAAAUAUUGUUUUUUUGAAAAAGUCUGUCAACCCUUUUUUUACUUUGCUAACGUCCGAAAAAAGUUGGAAAAGUUUUAACAGAACAAAAAAACUUACUGAUGAGGAUCAAAAAAACAUAAAGUUUCUCACGUCAAAAGACGGAGGUACGAAAAAAAGAUCAGCGAAAAUUCAAACGGCAACUUUUUCCGAUUUUUUUCAUACUGCUAGGGAACUUUCCGAUUGCGAAGUUUCUGACUAAUCCUUAUCCGACUUUUUUUUCUCAAAAAAUGUUUGUUUUGAAUCUUCCUAUAUAAAGUGCGCAAUUGAUCCAUGAUUAAAACACAAAGAAAAAAAAAUUAAGGUAAAAAGACCUUUUAUAAACCAAAAUUCACAAGGGAAAAAAGUCGGAAAGAAAUUCGUCAGAAACGUCGCCAUUCGGAAAGCUUCCUAGCGAUAUGAAUACAUCUGAAAAGGUGUCGUUCAAAAGUUAGCUGGUUUUUUUUUCAUACCGCCCAAAACGCAAAAUUUACCCUAAAAAUGUCAUUUUUACACUGUAGGUCAACACAAGAAAUCUGGAAACGCCGUUUGGGAGAAUUUGUUCAUUUUAGAAGAAUUUCAGGUGGUGAGUCUGGUGCUGGAGCAAGUGGCGAAGGCAACAGUGAACGGAGAAGAAGAGAUCAACAGCCCCGACGAAAGCGAAUUUUGCCUGGUUUCCAUAGUUGGCCAUCGGGAACGACGUCUCAAACCGGAAACGGCUCUUCUCCGAGUUCAGAAUCCUUGGGUGCAAGGCAACUUGUUCGUCAGAAAACUCGACGACCUCCUUGCCGCGGUGGAGUACGGCAACGAAUCACCUGUGUAA